Molecule: messenger RNA, 525 nt
Organism: Anneissia japonica
Lineage: Eukaryota; Metazoa; Echinodermata; Crinoidea; Comatulida; Comatulidae
Exons: 1
Coding region: 1-525 (174 amino acids)
Cellular component (GO): nucleus
Molecular function (GO): DNA binding
Source: RefSeq, a predicted model, not a curated record
AUGACAAGAGAUGAUUUACAAUGCCUUGUUAAAGCAUACCUUGACAAAAAAGGACGCCGUGUUGAAAGGUUUAAGAAUAUGCCUGGGCCAGACUUCGUUAGAUCAUUUGUGGCUAGAAAUAAACUUACACAGAGGACACCUGGAAACAUCAAAAGAUCUCGAGCACGAGUAAACAAAAAUGAAGUAAUUGAAUACUUCUCAAACCUAGAGCCUGUUAUCGCUAACAUGACACCGGAACGCAUCUUCAAUUAUGAUGAGAAUAACAUCACAGACGACCCAAAAGCAAAGAAAGUAAUCGUACCUCGUGGGAUGAGAAGAGUGGAAAGAGUCAUGGGACAUUCAAAGAUGGCUAUUUCAUUAAUGGUUUGUGGCAGUGCAAGUGGAGAACUACUUCCACCCUUUGUGAUAUAUAAAGCUGCCAAUUUGUACGAAUGCUGGAUGGUAAAUGGACCACUAAGAACCAGAUAUGACGCUACAGCAUCUGGGUGGUUUGAUAUGGACACAUUCCAAAGAUGGUUUUUUUGA